Molecule: messenger RNA, 495 nt
Organism: Lachancea thermotolerans CBS 6340
Lineage: Eukaryota; Fungi; Ascomycota; Saccharomycetes; Saccharomycetales; Saccharomycetaceae
Gene: POP5
Product: RNA-binding protein POP5
Exons: 1
Coding region: 1-495 (164 amino acids)
Biological process (GO): tRNA 5'-leader removal
Cellular component (GO): ribonuclease P complex
Source: RefSeq, a predicted model, not a curated record
AUGGUUCGUUUGAAGAGCCGGUACGUUUUAUUUGAGGUUUUAUACCCAGAGGGAAGAACUCUCACAUCAGAAAACAAUGUAAAUAAUUUGUUCAAAAGAGAAGUUCUGUUGCGACACCAUCAAGUCACGCCGGCCCGUGUGACUGUAAAGACGAUUCUUCAAGAGCUUCGAAGAGUGAUACAGUUUAAUUUCGGUGAUUACGGAUCAGGAAAAGCCAAUUCUCUCCUACAAAUCAAGUACUUCUCCAAUCGCACCUCUACAGGAAUCAUAAGAUGUAGUCGAGAAGAUUACGAGAUCGUGGUUAUUGCUCUCACCCUCAUGAACAAGAUUGACGAGUUAGAAGGAGUUCUAUUAAACCCGAUUAAAGUUAGUGGCACUAUAAAACGAAUCGAACAAUACGCUGUAAAAAGAAGCGCGCGUCUAUUAAAUGUCAUACAGGGGCAAAGUGAAAUUGACAAGUUUGAUUAUAUAAGUUAUGACGAAAAUGAGGAUUAG